This is a messenger RNA of Scleropages formosus (Asian bonytongue), 2161 nucleotides long. Its product is annotated as serine protease HTRA1B-like. Gene Ontology annotation, cellular component: extracellular region. Gene Ontology annotation, biological process: proteolysis; programmed cell death; positive regulation of apoptotic process. The record is from RefSeq and is a predicted model, not a curated record. Gene Ontology annotation, molecular function: protein binding; serine-type endopeptidase activity. The transcript has 9 exons. Lineage: Eukaryota; Metazoa; Chordata; Actinopteri; Osteoglossiformes; Osteoglossidae. Bases 339 to 1760 code for a protein of 473 amino acids.
CAUUUAGAGCGUCUCCGCCGGGUCUGCGUUUUUGACGGCGUGUAGAGGCGCGCGUGGGACUUGUUAUUAGCGGGACUAACAAGGGACUAAAAAACGGGACUAAAACGGGACUGAAAAGGGACUGACCACUGACUGCUGUCAUUUCCACAAGAGCUCUGCUAUAGUUACUCAACUUUCAAAUUGCUUAAUUCAUUUUCGCAUAUUUACAUUAAGAGGUUAUUGUUUUUAUUGUUAAUUAGUUGCGUUCACGUGCCCCGCAAGUGCGUGGCAGUGAUCCUAAUUAUAAUAAUAUUCCGCAUAAAUCUUUACAAAGUAAACACACUUUUUUUUCCUGGAACAUGCUUUGGCCAGUGAUCUGCGCCGGGCUUCUGCUGUCGGCCCUGGUGGCGCACGCUGAGCCCCGGGUGGCGGGCUGUCCGGAGCACUGCGACAAGUCCCUGUGCCCCCCGCUGCGCGAGGACUGUGACGCCGGAGAGGUGCUCGACCAGUGCGGCUGCUGUCCCGCGUGUGCCGCCGGGGAGGGCGAUCCGUGCGGCGGCGCUGGAAGGCUGGGCGAGCCGGUGUGCGGGGACGGGCUCGAGUGCUCCGUGUCGGACGGCGUGGGCUUCUCCGCCACGGUGAGGAGGAGAGGCAGGAGCGGCGUGUGCGUGUGCCGGAGCUCGGAGCCCGUGUGCGGCAGCGACGGCGCCUCUUACAGGAACAUCUGCGAACUGCGCAGGGUGGCGAACCGGGCGCAGAGGCUGCACCAGCCGCCAGUCAUCUUCAUACAGAGAGGAACGUGCGCGCGAGGCCAGGAUGAUCCAAACAGCUUGAGGCACAAAUACAACUUCAUCGCAGAUGUGGUGGAGAAAAUUGCCCCCGCCGUGGUUCAUAUUGAACUGUUCCGCAAGAUGGUGUUCUCCAAGCGAGAAGUAGCUGUGGCCAGUGGCUCAGGCUUUGUGGUCUCGGAAGAUGGGCUCAUUGUGACCAAUGCCCACGUGGUGGCCAACAAGCACCGUGUCAAGGUGGAGCUCAAGAGUGGGGCCACUUAUGACGCCAAAAUCAAGGACGUGGACGAGAAGGCCGACAUCGCUCUCAUUGAAAUUGAUGUCCCAACAAAGCUACCUGUGCUGCUGCUGGGGCGCUCAGCGGAUCUGCGACCAGGGGAGUUCGUGGUGGCUGUGGGCAGUCCCUUCUCCUUGCAGAACACGGUCACCACGGGCAUCGUGAGCACCACCCAACGCGGAGGCAAGGAGCUGGGCCUGCGCAACUCCGACAUGGAUUACAUUCAGACGGACGCCAUCAUCAAUUACGGGAAUUCAGGUGGCCCGCUGGUGAACCUGGAUGGUGAGGUGAUUGGAAUCAACACUCUGAAGGUGACAGCUGGCAUCUCCUUCGCAAUCCCCUCCGACAAGAUACGACAGUUCCUGGCGGAGUCAUAUGACAGACAGACCAAAGGGAAAACAACAUCCAAGAAGAAAUACAUUGGCGUGAGGAUGAUGACUCUCACGUCAGGACUCGCCAAGGAGCUGAAAGCAAGGCUGGGGGAUUUUCCCGAUGUCACUUCCGGAGCGUAUGUCAUUGAAGUGAUCCCAAAGACUCCUGCCGCUUUGGGUGGGCUGAAGGAGCACGACGUCAUCAUCAGCAUCAACGGGCAGCGCAUCUCCUCGGCUGGUGAUGUCAGCGCUGUCAUCAAGCAGGACUCCACGCUCCGGCUAGUGGUGCGGCGCGGCAAUGAGGACGCCAUCCUUACCAUCGUUCCGGAGGAGAUUGACCCUUGAUGGGGCAGAUUCAUGGACCUCUUUUUCCGGGUUGGAUCUGGAGUCACACCCACUUUAGAACGUGUAGCGGAUCGCCUUCAACCCUCGAUCGGCCCUGCGACUCCACCCACUGCCGCCAAGGCUGGAUCUUCAGCAGGCGCUGGCCCAUGGUGCAGAGCACUGUGACCACACCUUGAUCUUCACCUCCUUGUCUUUUACCCCUCACCAUAUGCUUUUAGAGAUGCUAUGCCCGUUAGUUAGACACAUCAUCUGACCAGCAUUCAUCAUGUUAUUUUUUUUAUACCGUACUUAUUUCUCGAAAAGCCCCAUCAUGUUAAACUACAGAAAAAUCUGUGGGGAUUUUAGAUUACUUUUUGAAUGUUAUUUUCUUGAGUAUGUAUGAGAAAUAGGAAUAAAUAGAA